Alosa alosa (allis shad) is the source of this 3133-nucleotide messenger RNA. It is a transcript of the gene ddx10, whose product is annotated as DEAD (Asp-Glu-Ala-Asp) box polypeptide 10. Gene Ontology annotation, molecular function: ATP binding; RNA helicase activity; nucleic acid binding. Gene Ontology annotation, biological process: rRNA processing. Bases 90 to 2645 code for a protein of 851 amino acids. NCBI's taxonomy places the organism in Eukaryota, Metazoa, Chordata, Actinopteri, Clupeiformes, Clupeidae. Gene Ontology annotation, cellular component: nucleus. The record is from RefSeq and is a predicted model, not a curated record. The transcript has 20 exons.
CACAAAGUGUGCCAUGCUUAUUUUCCAGACCAACACAACUCUUCUGAGAUAAUAUUGGAUUGUGUCAACAUCUAAUAUAUAUAUAUAUAAUGUCUACAAAACCACAGAGGAAAGUUAAACAUGUUAGCAACGACCCGGUUGGUAACUUCGAGAAAUGGAAGAAAAAAUACAACAGGACGAAAAAACGAGUGAAGCAAGUCAGACAACCUACGAAGAAGAAACGGGUGUGGGAGACCGAACAAGACGGCAUCAAAAAACUUGUGGCUAAAUAUGCUCAGAUUAAUCCCAAGGAUGCAGUGAACUUUUCAGAUUUCCCACUAUCAAAGAAAACCCUCAAAGCUUUGGUAGAGGCGCAGUAUCGGCAGCCCACAGAGAUUCAGCGGCAGACCAUAGGCUUCGCCCUGCAGGGAAAGGAUGUACUGGGGGCAGCCAAAACGGGCUCAGGCAAAACAUUGGCCUUCCUGAUCCCUGUGCUGGAAUGUUUGUAUCGAAACCAGUGGACGGCACUAGAUGGCCUUGGCGCCCUUAUAAUUUCCCCAACUAGAGAAUUGGCCUACCAGACAUUCCAGGUUUUGCGUAAAGUGGGUAAAAACCAUGAAUUCUCUGCUGGGCUGAUCAUAGGCGGCAAGGACUUGAAGGAUGAGGCCGAGAAGAUCCAUCGCACCAAUAUCAUCAUCUGUACUCCAGGUCGCCUGCUGCAGCACAUGGACCAGACCUCUGCUUUCCAUGUCUCUGACCUCCUCAUGCUAGUCUUGGACGAGGCUGACCGUAUCCUGGACCUGGGUUUCUCGGAGACACUGAACGCCAUUGUAGAGCAUCUCCCCACCCAGCGGCAGACCCUGCUGUUCUCGGCCACACAGACCAAAUCUGUCAAAGACCUCGCUCGCCUCAGUCUCAAUGAGCCAGAGUAUGUGUGGGUGCAUGAGCAGGCCAAAUUCAGUACCCCCGCAACACUAGAGCAAAGCUAUGUGGUGUGUGAGCUCCAUCAGAAGGUGGAUAUGCUGUUCUCCUUCCUCAGGAGUCAUAUACACAAGAAAAUCAUUGUCUUCUUUGCAUGCUGCAAAGAGGUGCAGUAUCUCUUCCGAGUGUUCUGCCGUUUAAGGCCGGGCAUCUCAGUUUUAGCGCUUCAUGGGAAACAGCAACAGAUGAAAAGAGUGGAGGCCUACAAUGAUUUUGUUGGGAAGAAGUCAGCAGUUCUAUUUGCUACCGAUAUUGCUGCAAGAGGACUGGACUUUCCAGCAGUGAACUGGGUUCUGCAGUUUGAUUGCCCUGAGGAUGCCAAUACCUACAUCCACCGAGUUGGGAGAACAGCCAGGUACCAACAGGGAGGUGAAGCGUUGCUGGUCCUGCUACCCUCCGAGGAGAAUGCCAUGGUCGCUGCCCUCCAGGAGCGUCGAGUGCCCAUCAACAAGAUCCAAAUAAAUCCGGAGAAACUAGUCUCAGUACAACAGAAGUUGGAAGCAUUUUUGGCCCAAGAGAAAGAGCAAAAAGAACGUGCACAAAGGUGCUUUAUCUCUUACCUGCGUUCCAUUUUCCUGAUGAAGAACAAACAAGUUUUUGAUGUUACUCAGAUAAAACUGUCUGAAUACGCAGCAUCACUGGGAUUAGCCGUGGCUCCUCGAGUGCGUUUCCUCAGCAAGGCUCAGAAACCUGGACACAAGGAACAAGAAGAUGAGGACCAUGGGAAGAGAGGGGAGGAGGACGAGGAGGAAGAGGAUGAGGAUGGGGAUGAGGGAGAAAGCGACAAAAAGGCAGAGAGGAGCUCAGAGGAAGAAGAGAAUAGUGAAACGGAAGAUCCUGCAGCCAAGCUCAAAGGCCUGCUGUGCAAUUCUGAUGAUGAUGACAAUGACGAGGAUGAUCUAAAAGAUCUGGACCUUCUCACGGUCAAGAGAAAGGACGUAUUUAAUGUAAAUAUGAGCCAAGAUGAAGAGGAUGAUGACAGUGAAUCAGAAAAGCCUAAAGGUCGUCAAGUCAGAGCAUCAAAGGUUAAAGAGGCUAAGCGAGUUCGGAAGAAGAACUUCAAGGUUAACACGAAGAUUGUUUUCACCGAUGGUGGAGAGGUGGUGCAACAGUGGCCUGUCAUCCAGAGGCCCGUUGUCAGCGACAACCAGGAGGAACAGGAAGAAGAGUCUGGCAUCAAUUUCGAGAAAGCCAAAGAGAGGCUGAGACUUGAGGAUCAGGAAUAUGACAAAAAUGAAUAUCGCAGAAGGAUCCACGAGAAACAUCGGGAGAAGAGACUGAAGGACAAGGCCGCUAGGAGAGAGGCCUAUAAGCAGCAGAAGGAGGAGAAGGAGAAGAGGAAAAAGCAAGAGGCUGAGGGUGAUGAUGAGGAGGAUGAUGAUGAUGAGAGUGACGGUGAUGAGCCGGUCGCCUAUCUGGCUGGUGCAGAUGAUUUUGACAUCAGUGCACUCCCAGACCCAGAUAAAUACAGAGACUCCGACAGUGAGGGCAGUGACCAUGAAAGAGGAUCACGGAAGAGGAGAGCCAGUGACAGUGAAGACGAGGAGCCAGUGAUGAAGAAUAAGGGGAAGAAGAGGUCCAAGCUGGAGGUUGAGCCUGACAUAGAAUCCAAUCCUCUGGACACUGGGCUGUCCCUUGGAGAGGAUGAGGAGCUGGUCCUACAUUUACUUGGGCAGAGGAGUUAACAGUAUAUUUGUGAAAAUACAUCUGACAGACAGAGACUUGUAAUACUCACUCUCACACAUACCACCAUCCCCCAGAUUUUGUACUGCACAUUUUUAAAUGCUAUAUCAAAACAGCAAGCCUGCUUUCAGUGAGUGGUCCUCCAAGGUUUUUCUAAAUGUUCAGAGUGUGUUAUGGAGAACUAGCUAUAAAAUACUAGCUACCAAUGCUAUCUGACCUCAGUGCUUGAUUUUCACAUUAAAUCAUUACGAAAGUGUAUUUGUAAGUAAAGUCAUCGGAAAAUAUAGUUUACCAUGUAAAUAGUAGCUAAGUGUUUCAAACAAAUUAUGCUGAUCUAAAUUUGAAUAGCUACAGUCAGUGUUACAGACGUGAAUGUUCAGAGAAAACAGACUAUAUACACAAUGAGAAUUAAAUGUCAUCGAUAAAUAUAAAUACGAGUGUAACCACACAAAAUCAGAAAUGGACAAAAAAAAAAAAAUCCUGAAACAAA